UACUUUCCUCCUCAGCCACUGUUUGUUCCCACAUAAGAUGAAUAAGAACCACGAACUCCACACUAAUUCCCACUUAAGGAACACCUUUUUCUCUGAAAUUGGCAUUGGGAUCUCAGUCAACAGCAUCCUUCUUCUCUUCCACAUCCUCAAGUUCACUUCUGGGUACAGGUCCAAACCCACUGACCUGCCCAUUGGUCUCUUGGCCCUAAUCCACCUACUGAUGCUACUGAUCACGGCAUUCAUAGCUAGAGAUAUUUUUAUUACUCAGAGGGAAUGGAAUGACAGCACAUGUAAAUUCCUUGUCUACUUGCACAGAAUUUUUAGAGGUCUCUCUCUUUGUACCACCAGCUUGUUGAGUGUCCUCCAGGCUAUCAUCCUCAGUCCCAGAAACUCCUGUUUAGCAAAUUUCAAGCGUAUAUCUCCCUAUCACAUGUCAUGUGCCCUUCUUUUCCUGAGUAUCUUCUAUAUGUUCAUUAGCAGUCACCUCUUAGUAUCGAUUAUUGCCACACCCAAUUUGACCUUGAAUAACUAUAUGUAUGUUACUCAAUCCUGCUCUAUUCUACCCAUGAGUUACCUCAUGCAAAGCACAUUUUCCACACUGCUGGCCCUCAGGGAAGCCUUUCUUAUUAGUCUUAUGGUCCUCUCGACUUGCUACAUGAUGACCCUCCUGUGCAGGCACAAGAAGCAGUCCCAGAAUCUUCACAGCACCAGCCUUUCUCCAAAAGCAUCUCCAGAGCAAAGGGCCACCCGGGCCAUCCUGAUGCUCGUGAGCUUCUUUGUGCUGAUGUCCAUCCUGGACAGCAUUAUCUCCUGCUCAAGAACUAUGUUCCUGAAUGAUCCCACAUGUCACUGUAUCCAUCUCUUUGUGGUCCAUAUCUAUGCCACAAUCAGUCCUUUUGUAUUUAUGAGCACUGAAAAACAUAUAGGUAACUUGUUGAGGUCUGUGUGUGAGAGGGUGAUAAAUGUUUGA
Peromyscus californicus insignis is the source of this 970-nucleotide messenger RNA. RefSeq names its product vomeronasal type-1 receptor 94-like. Gene Ontology annotation, cellular component: membrane. Lineage: Eukaryota; Metazoa; Chordata; Mammalia; Rodentia; Cricetidae. Gene Ontology annotation, molecular function: pheromone receptor activity. The record is from RefSeq and is a predicted model, not a curated record. The coding region runs from base 38 to 970 and encodes 310 amino acids. The transcript has a single exon. Gene Ontology annotation, biological process: G protein-coupled receptor signaling pathway.